This is a messenger RNA of Zonotrichia albicollis (white-throated sparrow), 6846 nucleotides long. NCBI's taxonomy places the organism in Eukaryota, Metazoa, Chordata, Aves, Passeriformes, Passerellidae. The record is from RefSeq and is a predicted model, not a curated record.
CACCGGGCAGUCCCGCCCGCACCUGCCCGGCGCUGUCCCUAGGCCUCGGCGGGAGCUGCGCCCCGGGGAAAGGAGCUGUUCCCCCGGGGAAGGGAGCGCGGGCACCCCAGGAGUGGGAAGGGGUAGGGAUGGGAUGGAGCUGGGAGGACGGGAGGAGCAGUGCCGGGAUCAGACAAAGCGGGCAGGGCUGGCACGGGCUGUGCUCCUCUCCCCUGCGGGUCCGCCGCCGCUGCUCGGUCCCUGCGGUGUUCCACACUUACACGGCUUCACAACACGACAGAAAGCAGGAUAGGAGCUGAACUUCAGGAUAGGAGCGAUACUAUUUUAUUUCAUUUUUUAGGUGUGUACUUUGGGGUGCUUCACUUCUUGUGGAUUGUUAUUUGCUACCAGUGCAGGCUGACAAAUGGACAUCAGUUGGAUGUGAACGGACAUGAUUAGGACGAGAGACUUAAGCUGUGCCAGGAGAGAUUUAAGUUUGCCAUGAGGAGGAAUUUGUCCACCAAAGAGGUGGCUAGACACUGGAAUGGGCUGCCCAGGGAGGUGGUGGAGUCACUGUCCUUGGAGCUGUUUAAGGAAACAUGGCACUUAAUGCAAUGGUCUGGGUGGCACGGUGCUUUUAGGUCACAGGUUGAACUUGUUGAUCUCAGAGGCCUUUUCCAACCCAAUUGAUUCAUUAAUUCUGUGACAGUGGGAGGUACCAACUGCAUGGCCUAAUACCUGCAAUCCGUGCAGUGAGGAGGCAGCUGACCAACAAGUAAAUGCUGUACAGAGUGCGCCUGCAUGGAGAGGCCGUAUGAUAUCUCAAGAGAAAAGUGAAAAGGCAAAUAAGACAAGUGCACACAAAUUUAUUUUUAAAAGUAGUGUGGGGAAUUUAAUUUUUUUUCUUUUUUUUACAUGAAGGGAAGAGUUUCACCACUGGAAGGGUUGUUGGUGAGAAUGAAGUGGCAUAAUGCUGGUAACUUUAAACUGUCAAUAGAAAGGGCUACAUGAUGAUUUAGUCAUGUUGAGAAACAAUUUCUGUUGUCUGAGAAAGCCGCCUCCAUAAGACACUUUGUAUGUGUAAAAGGUGCCAAAGGAAGUUCUGUCUCCAUUGUAUCUCUGUGCUGAACCACAUAAUGAGUCUGGACCUAGCAGGAAUGCAGUCACUGAAGUAACCAGAAAUUCUUGGAUUUUGCCUGUUUUGGUGCUCAUGAAGACAAUAAUUAAAAUGCUUUCUAUGGGGACUUCUGCUUCUGAUGCCAGGACUCUUUUGAAGACCUCAUUUGUUGCAUGGUUUAAAGGAAGAUGAUGUUGUUAGUGAAUUCUGAGCAUCCUUCGGGAGGCUGAUGACCCUUCAGUUGUUGCUGUGUGCUGUCAUGGACAGCUUCAAACGCUCUUUUCCAAAACACCACAGGCAGUUAAUGCAACUUACAAAGGACUCCUGACUUUUUGCAUCUUCCCAAGACCUAUCUAGAUGCCACCAGUGUUUCCCAUGUUAACAGUCCUGAGCAUGUUUUACUACAUGUGCCUUCGGCGCCGGGCGAGGACAGCGACGAGAGGAGAGAUGAACAGUCGGAGGGCCAUUGAAUCCAACACCCGCGCCUUGCCCAUCAACGUCGAGAUAGUUCAGUAUGCCAAAGAAGUGCUGGAUUUCAGCUCUCACUAUGGCAGUGAGAACAGCAUGUCCUAUACCAUGUGGAAUUUAGCAGGGAUUCCCAACGUGUACCCUAGUUCUGGUGACUUUACCCAGACUGCUGUCUUUCGAACUUACGGCACUUGGUGGGAUCGCUGCCCGAGCGCUCGGCUGCCUUUCAAGAGGACUCCAUCCACCUUCUGUAGCCAGGACUAUGUGGAACUUGCUUUUGAAGAACCAGUUUAUCCCACUGCAGUGCACAUUCUGGAAACCUAUCAUCCUGGAGCUGUAGUCAGGAUUUUGGCGUGCUCUGCAAAUCCUUACUCACAAAAUCCACCAGCUGAAGUAAGAUGGGAAAUACUUUGGUCUGAGGCACCUACAAAGGUGAAUGGUCCUCAGGCUCGGCAGUUCACACCUUGUAUCAAGCAGAUAAACUUCCCCACAAACUUGAUCCGACUGGAGGUGAACAGCUCCCUUCUGGACUAUUACACUGAACUGGAUGCAGUGGUACUACAUGGUGUGAAAGAGAGGCCCGUGCUUUCACUUAAGACUUCCAUGAUUGAUAUGAAUGAUAUAGAUGAAGAUGAGGAUGAAGAAAAAUUUGCCUGUGGAAUGGAUGCCCUUAAUAAACAGUUCAGUAUUGUUACCCUCAGGGAAUGGCCAACUAAUGGAUAUUUUGAUAAACUGCCUUAUGAGCUCAUCCAGUUGAUUUUGAGUCACCUUACAGUACCAGACCUGUGUAGACUAGCACAAACUUGUAAGCUACUGUAUCAACAUUGCUGUGACCCUCUGCAGUACAUUCAUCUCAGUUUACAACCUUACUGGGCAAGGAUUAAUGACACAUCCCUGGAGCACCUACAGUCUCGCUGCACACUCAUCCAGUGGCUGAAUUUAUCUUGGACUGGAAACAGAGGAGCCAUCUCUGUUUCUGGAUUUAGCAGGUUCCUGAAAGUCUGUGGCUCUGAACUAGUACGUCUUGAGUUGUCUUGUGGCCAUUUCCUCAAUGAAACAUGCUUGGAGGUCAUCACUGAAAUGUGUCCAAAUCUUCAGGAAUUAAAUCUCUCAUCAUGUGAUAAAAUACCACCUCAGGCUUUCAACCACAUAGCCAAAGUGGGCAGCCUAAAGCGUCUCAUUCUCUACAGAACGAAGGUGGAGCAAACAGCCCUGCUCAGUAUCUUGAACUUCUGCUCGGAGCUGCAGCACCUCAGCCUGGGCAGCUGUGUCAUGAUUGAAGACUAUGACCUUAUAGCAAGCAUGAUGGGAGCAAAAUGCAAAAAGCUUCGCAGUCUGGAUUUGUGGAGAUGUAAAAACAUAACAGAAAGCGGGAUCGCCGAGUUGGCUUCGGGCUGCCAGCUUUUGGAAGAGCUUGACCUUGGUUGGUGUCCUACGCUCCAGAGCAGCACAGGCUGCUUCACAAACCUUGCACGCAAACUGCCCAACCUGCAGAAGCUCUUCCUUACGGCCAACAGGUCUGUGUGUGACACUGACAUCGAGGAGCUCGCUGCCAACUGCACGCACCUACGGCAGCUGGAUAUACUGGGAACGAGGAUGGUGAGCCCUGCAUCUUUAAGAAAAUUGCUGGAGUCUUGUAAAGAUCUUUCUUUACUCGACGUGUCCUUCUGUUCACAGAUCGAUAAUAGAGUUGUGCUAGAACUGAAUGCCAACUUUCCUAAUGUGUUCAUAAAAAAGAGUUUCACCCAGUGACUCCCUACAUAUGCUGCUGUGGAACUCGUUUGACAGAGUUGUUUUCCUGUAAAUUUGCGCUGAUUUUUUUUUAAGGAGAAUAUAAAUCUGCAUAAAAUAGUGGAAACUAUUAAUUAUCUACACAGAUGGGUAAAAUACAUUUAAAUGUAUUAUGUUUCUUUAAGUUGCUAUUGUACCUAAGAAUUAUUUUGUUCUGUUAAUUGGUGGCGCUGCAUGUUUUUAAAUACUAGCCAUAUGUCUGGCUUUAAUGAGAAGCAAAUGAAUGUCUUCUUCAAUGUCCCUUCACAGGGUGUUAUACACAAUACACUGUGUUAAUAUCCAGGUGAAAGCAGAAGUUCAAUAUUUAUCAGUAAGGAAAAUAUGGGUGCUUCCUUUUCAUGUGUGUGUGUGUAUAUAUAAAUGUAUCCAUAUGUAUUUGUAUAUACAUACACAGAUAUUGUAGCAUUCUAGUUUGACCUGCAGCAUAAGAUUUUAUCAUCUGGCCUGUAAUUAGUUAUUUGAAAACCAGUUUAAGUGUGUAUAAGAACAGAUAGAAAAAGCACUUUGUCUUCUUUGAGUUUUGGCAGUGAAUUGUAUCUGAUAGAGUUUUCUCCCUUGCUUCACCUGAAAUAGAUGUAGGGAUGCUUCACAGUCCAGCCUAAGCAGCACAACAGAUAAAUGCAAGAAAGAACCUGGACCACCUGAAUUUAGAGCAGAAAUGAAAGAUAAAAUUGACAGCUGCUUCUUGGUAUUGAGAUACAAAGUUUAAGCCAAGUACUUAAUGUUGUAACUGGUGAUGUGUAGAAAACUCUGGGUAGUUUUCUUUUCAAAUUUCUGUCAUGGUCAAGACUUUAUUUGUGAUACGUCUGGUUAUUGUGCAGAGUACAAUAGGACUUAGAAGUAGAACUUAGGGUAAUGUGUUAGCAACUGUCCUUUCACUGGCAUCAAAUCUACUGUCAGGUGUAAAAACAAGCAUCUGUGUUCAGUAAAACAGCAAUGAAAAUAUAAUGGGUUUGAAACAAGGGCAAUACAAUUUGAUGAUUUUAUAAUUACCAAACUUUAUUACUGGAUUUUUUUUGUUUGGGUUUUUGUUUUGUUUUGUUUUUCCAAGAGGAGAGUAUCUCAAAAUACUAUUGCACUCUCUUUAAGACUGCUUAACCUCUGGAGAAGGAAAAAUGUGUUGAUGGACAAUUUCUGGAAGUUUCUUCCUUUUGCACUUCCUUGGAUGAAGCUUUUCUCUUUUUUUUCUUUGAAUACCACUGCUAGAGUAUGUUGCUCUGUACAGCUUUGGUUUAGAAUUUUACCUUUUUAGCCAUUGUUGAUGCAUAUGGACCAUAAAAUAUAGGCUGUCUUUUGAUACUGAUUCUGUUAUUCUUGUAUUGAUGGCACUUGCUACCUACUGGAAUAAGAGGAAAAAUACUUUGUCUGAGAGAAGUACAGUAUUGUACUGAAGAUCAGUGACAAAGAACACUUCAGUUCAUGCAGUAAAUAACCAACUGCUACUAGAGGACUGCUGCAAAUCGUUAAAAAUCUGACAAUCUCUAAAAAUCUCUGUGACUUCUGAAUGACUGCUUUGAACUCUUUGUGCUGGUGCCAAUACUUUAUAAACCAUGUCGUGAAACAGCUACAGAACAUUUAUCUGAUUUUAUUGAAAGACCUAGUUCUUCAGAUUUUUAAAUUUUGCUGAAUCUCUCGGGAAUUCCAGAUCCAAAGAAGGGCAUGCACAGUUGGCUUUUUGAUUUUUUUCCCUCCACACAGAUGGCACUAUGGGAUUUCCAACUAGUUUAUGCCAUUCCAUUUUUUUUCUUCUUUAGAAAUCUGAGCAUUGUCAGAGAACUUUAAAUUGAUUUGCCUUUUUUUCCGUACUGAAAGAUGAAGCUUUUGUAUGGUUCUCUGUGAGACCUCAUUUCUCUCAAUCAUGUUUGGGUUAAUUUGUUUUCUGUGAACUUGUAACUUUUUUUAGUCUAUAUUUGUCAUUGUAAUUAUUAAACAUUAUUAUUCUAGUUACAUAAGAACACAGGUACAGAUAAUGGGAGUUUACAAAGAACAGAGUUCAAAACAAAUAUAUUUGUUGUAAAAUUUCACUUCUCAGGGGUUAUUCUGUGUUUAUAUCCUUUUUCUUCUAUAGAGAUCUGUUUUGUUUUUCACUGUAAACAGAGUGGGAUGUGGAUGAAGUGAUAGCCAUUGUGCCUUCAAACUGGUAAACUUGGUAGAUAAUAGAGUUUUUCUCAUCACUGAAUCAAAUAAGUGUUUUUGUAAUCACAUACGUGUAAAGAAUUUCAUUCUCUGUUGCUUUUUAGGUAAAGAAGGUUUAAAUUGAAAUUUUGUUCACACUGGAAGAUUUUUUCUUUCUUAUGUUGCAUGUUCUGUUGGAAAAUAUUUUUUUCAGGAAUUCUCUAUUGUCACUUGGAAGAUAAAUUGAAGUUGACUUUUUAUUUGGAUUGUUUAAAAUUUGGCUAUUACUGACAUAUAAUUAAUUCAAAGAGCAGAGAAGUGAUUGGGAAUGACUUCCAUCUAUAGUUGUAGUCUUCAGCCUUCAAUCAGAGAGUGAGAAGCUCUUUUAGCUAUGGCCUUAUAAGUCCAAGAAGUCUUCCAGCAAAACAAAGUUAGACCAGACUUGACAUUUGUAAUACUUGUAGGUUAAAGAAAACAGCUUGCUCUUAGACCUUCCCUGUAUGUCUCAGAGAAGCAAGAAUAGGCCACUGUCUCUUUAGUUCUGCUAUCUUAUACUUAAGUGUGUCUAUUUAUUUAUGUAUAUGUAUGCAUAAAUUAUAUAUAUACACACGUUUGUGUGUUUAUAUGAAUUCUUUUGGAUAUGUGUACAUACGUAAACAUAUAUGUAUAAAUCUCAGAGUUUUUCAUGUAGGAAUUACUUUUGUAAAGUGAGUGUAAUAGAAAAAGGGUGUUUCAUAGCAGUUCUGCUUUCAACUAUUGCUUUACUCUACCUGGAGACUGAGUUCAUCUCUACCAUGCAGCAGGAAAAGCCUGGACAGAUGUGCUGAAUUUCCAGUGUUGCUUUGCCAAAGUGCCUUUUGGUUUGUCUGCUCGUGAAAGGGGUUACAGGGUAUGAAGAGUGAAUGCAAAGUCUGAUAACUACUGUGGACUGUCUCCUUGCAAAGCAGUCACAUAGAGGGAAACUUAUGUUCUGCUUUCAUUUAAUCCAAAAUGAAUGAUGUCAAUUCCUUCACUGGAGGAAUUUAAUUACUCUUGAAUUGGGUCUCAUCUCCAUCACUAGUCUGUACCUCAGUCAUGUUAUCUAAAUUCUGCUGUUAAGGAUAUUCCUUUUUUUAAUCCUGUUGUUUGGUUAUCUGUCUUUUGAAGCUUUGUAAAAGAUAUGCUUGGGCAACAAAUGUUAAAAAAAAUGGCUAGCAUGUCCAAAAAAAGGGGUGUACUCUGAACUGCUCCUGUUUUUAAGCUAAAGGGGUCUUCCAUACCCCCUGUAUGAAAUUGACGUGGGAUGGCUGUUGGUAAAGAUGUAAUUCCUUGGGUAAUUUAACAAUAAAAUAAAUAAUAAAACACAAAAACUGGUAUGAUAACUUUACCGUUUAAAC